Drosophila eugracilis is the source of this 3669-nucleotide messenger RNA. RefSeq names its product protein cup (gene cup). The record is from RefSeq and is a predicted model, not a curated record. Gene Ontology annotation, molecular function: mRNA binding. Gene Ontology annotation, biological process: negative regulation of translation. Lineage: Eukaryota; Metazoa; Arthropoda; Insecta; Diptera; Drosophilidae. Gene Ontology annotation, cellular component: cytoplasm; nucleus.
AGUCAAAUAACGGAUCUUAUGAUCAAACUUUUGUUAAACGUGAUUUCGUUCUUCUUUUGCAUAGUUUGAAUAUUCAACCCAACCAGAAGUGUUCGUUUUAAAUUUUUAAUCAAAAAAACUUGAAUUAACGUGAGUAUGGACCCAUUAAAUGAAGAGGCGACCGAAUUAAGCGGCCACUUAUGCCGCGAAAGCGCAAUGCAAAUGGCUGAAGCUGGGCAAGAAAAUGGCGCUGGCGCCCUAAAAAUUACAACGAGUGCGGGUGCACCAGAUCAGGCCCCACGACACCAGCUCUCGGUUCCCGCCGAGGAUCAACAGGAUGAGGUGCUCACGCCUGCUGAGAAGUCCAAGUUUGAGUACCCUCCCCCUCCGCCGCCCCCGACUCCCGUUCAGGCACCGACGGUGGCCAAGCCUACCGCUCUGAUGGCUAAUCUGGAGCACGACGACGACGAGACCAACUCUGAGAAGUGGGAGGAUCCCUGCGCGCCUCCCGUCCCUCCCCCGCUUCCGGCCCAUGCAUUUCUGUCCACGGGCCUGGGCUACCUAAAACUGCCCGCCUUUAAGCUGAAGGACGCGCUGGAAAAGGCCAUUACAAAGCUGGAGGCCAACAAGCGGAUGCAAAGGGAAAAGGCCAGUCCCGAAUCUUCUCGUUCCAUGAAAAACAAAAAAGUGGAGGCCAUGGAAAUGUUACCUAGGCGUUCGAGCACGGAUACAAUAAUCGAGCAGCCUAGGAGAGCCUCCGAGUCCAAGGCUGUCAUGUUGCACCCGAUGAUCAAAAAGCCAGCUGUGAUUGUAGAGCUGGAGAGGCAUUUUAAAAUAGUUCAACUGCUUGCCAAGCGGAAUCGAAUCCUUUCAGCCAUUUCCCGGGAAGCAAUUCCGAUGCAUGGGUCCUUGAAACAGACGCACGAGGACGAAGGCUUGGCGCUCCAAGUGCUUUCGGCACGGGCAUCUACGCCCUACACCCAGCCCACCAGUAUGUUGUCCUGCACGGCCGUUAGCUGUGAUCUGGAGAACGAAUCUCCAAAAAAGCAACUCAUUAACAAGGACAACAUGCUGGAUCAACAGUCUUGUCAGUUGCAGCAGAAACGUCCUCUUAGCACGGGUUCGCACAAGCCAGGAAAUCUGCGGGCUCCAAAGGCGGUUCGCGCUACUAACACUCCAAUGGUCAGUAGCAAGCCGGUCAAAAACUAUACGCGCUCCCACCUGCUGGAUAUUCGCAGCGGCAUGUUAAAUGCUCUUAUGCAUAGGUCGAAGGAAAGUUUUGUCAUGCCCCGCAUCGCCACAUGCGAUGACAUUGAGUUGGAGGGUCGGCUUCGCCGCAUGAAUCUCUGGCGCACCUCGGACGGCACAAGGUUCCGGACUCGCUCCAGCACCAACAACUCCAAUAUGAACAACAAUGAGUGUAUGCCGGCAUUCUACAAAAACAAAAACAAGCCGCAGUUAAUCAGUGAUGAGUCUAUCAUCCAGAGCCAACCGCCUCAGCCACAAACAGAGUUCCAGGAUCCUGCAAUUGUAAACCAAAGACGCAUUGGAAGCGGUCGUUUUAAUCAUUCCAAGUGGGGCUACAAUGAAGGCGAAUACUUUUCGUACCACAGUGGCAAACACCAGACGGAAGAGGUAAAUUCGAAACACCAGAACAACGGCAACAUGACGGUCCUGCAGUUUUUCGACAACGGGGAGAUCAGUAGCCAGCCGCAAGGGCGACCUAACACUCCUGUAAUGGGGAUGUCUAAUAAUCGCUCCGAGAACGACACGUUGCAGUCGAAUGAGUCCAGUGAAGAUCUGAGCCGCGCCAACGAGAACUAUGUGAAGCGUGUUAUGUCCGGGUUCCUGGUUGUGUCAAAACCUAAGUCUAGGGACUCAGAAGAUCGGCACCACCGGCGGUACAGGAACCAGAAUGAAGAGCCGGAGUGGUUCAGCUGUGGUCCCACCUCAAGGUUGGAUACCAUUGAGUUAUGUGGUUUCGACGAGGACGAGGAGAAAAUGUUAAAGGAGGCAAACAAACACCAUGGAGUUGACGAAAUAGAGAGGGAACUACCGAAGCAUAAGAUGGAACAAAAUAAGUACAAAUGGACUCAUUCGGAGCCUGUGGGUCGCAAUAAAUUCAUGGCAAAGCAGGAUACAAAUAAUAACCAGAAUGUGGAGAACAUGAACAAGGUACAAGCCACGGAUCAUCAACUGCCAAAGGAUGAAAAACGUUCUGGUAGUGCCCGAUCGUUUCAGUUUGACAAAUUUAAUCCAAGCCAACAGAAUUAUGAGAAUAGUAAUUAUGUAAAUUACCAGCAACAGCCGCAAACACAGCCUCAGCAAAUGCAGCAGCAAACAAAUCCGAAUUCAAACAAUUCUAAAUUCAUGUCAUUCUUUGCGCGGGAGAGGAACACUUCAUCGUCUUCGCUGAACGAGUUUUUCAAGCAGGCCAUGAACCAGGGUCAUGGCAAUAAUCCGGAGCAGCCGAAGGCGCCAAGCCUUAUUAGCCAAAUGCCGUCGGUUGAGCAGCUGGAGGCCAAAUGGCGUCGAAACUCACUGACAACUGCUAGCGAGCCUGCAAACAAACAGUCUGAUAACUUCCAAAAGCUUAUUGGGUCACUAUCUGCGGCCAAGCAACAACCGCCAGCGGUGGGCUACGAUGCCAUUUCUAACUUCAUUAUGCAGCAACAACAGUAUCAACAGCAACAACAGAAGCAGCACGUUAUCAUACAGCAGCAGCAACAACAAACUGCUUUUUUGGCGGGUCUGCAGCUAAAGGCUAUCCUCGGACGGGCCGACACACAAUUGCUCCUUCUGCGUCUGACUAAAGGGGAAAUAUCCAAGCACGGACUAUUGGUACAGUUGGCCAACCCACGCUUGUCAGAGAUGGAUCGUGAAGCCAUCACUGCUGUGCUGCAGUUCACCAACACUCAGCAGCAGCAACAGCAGCAUAAACAGCAGUUGGAUAUGCUAUCAAGCACGGUUAUUGCCAGCCAGCUGCAGAAUCUUCACAAUUUAGCUAUUGUGCAGCAGACACUGGCCGCUAGACAACAGCCACAGGUGAAUCCACAGGCACAGUUACCGCAGCAACUAUCUCAGGAAGAUUUGCAAGCCCAUGCCAAUGUAAUAAUGCGAAAUGCUGUGAUGAAGCGCAAAAUGGAGGAGCAGACCUCUAAAUUAAUAAAUGGGGGUGGCAAACAUCAGAUACAGCAGCCUCAACUAAGCCGUGGUCAGCAACGUCAUGGUCGAUCGGAUGUCACCUCAAAUGCUCUUCUCCAGGCCUUGAUCUCUGGCAGUGGAAACAAUCAUGCUACUGUACCUUUAAUGGUUGGACAGCAGCACCAAUCGAACACGAACAAUCGUCGUCCGAUUGCAGAUACCCACUUACGGUUCUCUGAGAACCAAAAUUUCCAAACUUUUGAGUCCAACCAACCGCACUUUUCAACGCAAUAUAAGCAAAACCAUCAACAGUCACAGCAACAACAUCCUCAGCAGCCGCAACAUCAUAUGCGCCAUCAGAAUAACUCGGGCGGCGGUACCAGUUUCAGCAAGUCUCAAAUGCAGGCUCAACCAUCUAUUGCAAUGUUGCCCAAUGGGGGAGAUGAGUUUCAUUAACGGCUUCAAACGAUUCGCCACAACGACUGUCGGUCUGAUGGCCAUUGGCAUCGGAUCCACCGUCCUUGUAUACACCACUCAUCGUAUUGU